AUGCUCGCGGAGGUGGGCCUGCAGGGGCCCCAUACCCUGCACCUCCAGCAGAAGCAGCAGCAGCAGCAGCAGCAGCAGCAGAUGCUGCUGCUGCAACGGCAAGGUCAAGCAGCUAGCGCAGGGGAUAUCUCCCUCCCCUCCUGCAGAAGGCUGUCAGCAGCAAUGCAUGCAGACAGCAGCAACAGCAGCAGCAGCAGCAACAAGAAGACUCGCUGCCGUCUAAGCGCUGACGCAGCUCCUUAUGGCGCUGCUUCCUCUACUAUUGCAGAUGCUGCCGCUCUCCGCAGCAGCAGCAGCAGCAGCAGCAGCAGCAGCAGCACAAUUGCUGCACUAGGUGCUGCUAUGAUGCAGCGGCUGCAGACAGACUGCGAUGCAGCAGCAAGAGGCGCAAGACUUAGGGCAGAAGAAUUUGCAACCUUUAUUGAUGAUCAAAUCUCUGAGUUGGAGCAGCUCGCCACCGAAAGCGCUCGACUUCAAGCGGAGAUAGAAGACCUCAAUGCAAAGACGGAAAAAAAUAUGCAGGAAGUGCAGAUGCUGUUGGAGGAGGAUAAGGCUGUGGAUGCUGAACUUGAAAGAGUUGCAGCAGCAAAGAAGAAGGUCGAGUUGCGUCUACAAUCAGCACAGAGGAAGUUGCAGGCAACAAGGAAGGGGGAGUCAUUUACGCGUAUUUGUUUUUUAUAUCUUUGCAAAGAAUUUCCUUCUUUAGAGGCAUUUAUUGACAUUUCCUUCCAACAACAAAAUUGCCAAGGUAUAUUUAUUAUUAGGGUUUAG
Molecule: messenger RNA, 771 nt
Organism: Eimeria maxima
Lineage: Eukaryota; Apicomplexa; Conoidasida; Eucoccidiorida; Eimeriidae
Exons: 5
Coding region: 1-771 (256 amino acids)
Source: RefSeq, a predicted model, not a curated record